This is a messenger RNA of Lytechinus variegatus (green sea urchin), 3316 nucleotides long. RefSeq names its product dexamethasone-induced Ras-related protein 1-like. Bases 1465 to 2181 code for a protein of 238 amino acids. The record is from RefSeq and is a predicted model, not a curated record. Lineage: Eukaryota; Metazoa; Echinodermata; Echinoidea; Temnopleuroida; Toxopneustidae. The transcript has a single exon. Gene Ontology annotation, molecular function: GTPase activity; GTP binding.
AUGCACCCGUCUCUAGUAUUCCCAUCGGAGUGCGCCGAGUGUGCGCAACUGAUGCAACUCGUCUGUCUUCAUUCUAGUGGAAGGCUCUCCUCAGUUAUGCGCCACUUGGGUUUCUAACCCUGAUAUUGAAUAGUCGUUUGCUCACCGGUGUUCCUCCCGCUAUAUGAGUUUUAUUUUCCCUCGACCGGAUACUUGGAAUUAAUCGCUUUGCCGAGGACGAGGCAAUUUGUCUUACUUCUUUUGUAAAUUUAAAGCUCUGUGGAAAUGUUAUAACGUAUUCACGGUACACUGACAAAUAGCACUUGAAGAUCCCUUUGAUAUUCCCAGCGCUUUCUGGGAGAAAGUUUUUGGUCAUAAAUUGACUAUUCUCCAAUAAUAUAACUCACAGCCGAGGAGAAACGGACUGUUCUUCUCCAUCACCUUUCCGGAUGAGUGGCUAAUUUUGAGGACAGAGAAUCGCGGAAUAUUGUGCACUGUUUUGGAACAUGUGGGGCCUCAGGCUAUCUUUACAUUCCCCAAGAAUGUCGAUGAACGGCUAACAUGUUGCUUGAAUAGUAGGCAAUUGCAAGAGACAAGAAGUGAAAGGUCACAGGAAAGACUGUUCGAAGUUUUAAACACUACAUAAGAGGUUUCACUGGGCUGAAGUGCAUUUCGCCUGUAUGUAAUGCAAGGAUCAGCAAGGAGCCUCAAAGUAAAUUUAGAAUCGACCGACCAACCAAACCAAUAUAUUGCUGAACGGCAGUGACACAAGCGGUUUUUUGCGUUUCUUAGCGAAGUUACAAUCAUGAACAAUACUCAAAAGACUCCAAUGAUGUUCUCUGCCUGAUUUGGAAAAAUUAAAAAAAGCCAUUUGUUUUAAUUUGCCACCUUUACUGAUGCUAUCCGUGCUAUUAUUAUUUUUGGCACUGGAAAUAUUUUUAGAACGAAUGGAAUAUUCAUAGGAAUGAACCUUUAGAGGCCCCUGUUCAUAUGUGAAUGCCCUGAUAAAAGAUUACUUGCAAGCUUAUUCAAAGUGUGGCUACACGCCUCCUGCAUCACGUUUCACAUUUAGACCAGAAAAUGUGCGUCAUUUCUAGAGGGUAAUUUAUACGAUUCUGAAAUAGCGCAAAUAUUAUCCAUCACCCACGGGCAACUCUAAGACGUCUUAAGAUUUAAAGGAAAAAUGAGCGUGGUUUCAAUUUACAAGAAAUGUAAGCCUUCGACGGAUUUUUGAAAUGGUUUUGUGACGAAGAAGGAAAAGAAGAACCCGUCAAUGCCUACGACAUCGAAAGGUUUAGAAAUUCCGAUCUACUUUAGAUUACACAUUCGGAUCAGUGAAUUAAUGGGAAGCGUUUUCUUCAAAUCAAGUGUUAGCGCUUCCGAAAUGGACUAACCCUUUCAAGGUUUUUACAUAACUUUGUUGGUAUUGUUUAGUUUACAGCGCCGUGAAAAGACUUGGUCUUUUUGCAACCAGCACAUUGAAUCAUGUCUGACGGAGAGGAGCACUACCGUUUGGUAGUGAUGGGGUCAGGUAAAGUAGGCAAAACCGCAAUAAUUCAACAAUUUAUCAAUAAUAAAUUCGAGGAGAAGUAUAAAGAGACGGUAGAGGAUCUACACUGUCGGGAAUAUCACAUCAAUGGACAUAGUAUUAAAGUAGAUAUUCUUGAUACGUCAGGAACAUUGCAAUUUCCGGCGAUGAGGCGAUUAUCAAUCUCUACGGCUCAUGCCUUUGUGUUGGUUUAUUCUAUUGAUGAUUCGGCGUCGUUUGAGAACGUUAAACAGAUAUAUAAUCAGAUUCAAGAACAGAGGACAAACUUCGGAGACAUACCAAUUGUGGUUGUAGGGAAUAAAUCCGAUCUCGAGCUCCAACGUCGGGUUGAUAUCGACGAUGCACGCGUGACUUUGGCGCAAAAUAAUUGGCACUGCGCGCACGUUGAAGCGUCAGCAAAGGAGAAUUCUCUAAUACUGGAUAUCUUUCAAAAGCUUCUGCAGAUGGCGAAGAUCCCCAUCGCCCGAGAGUUGAGCCCAGUGUUAAAAAGGAGAAUGAGUGAAUAUGGUUACAAGUCAAGGCAGCGCGGGGAGAGAAGAAGCUUUAGAGAAAGCGAUAAGGAAAUGUCCCGAAGUCGGAGCUUGAUUCGAAGAUCUGCAAGACCGAAAAUGAAAGCAACGGACCCAAAUAAAAAUGACUGUGUCAUCUGUUAGCUCAUUACGUGAUUAUAAUUGUGUAGAUUGGUAUUGAUUGUCCCAAGUGUGAUUCAGGAGUGUGAACACAUGAGAUGGAUGCGUCUGUUCUUUGGAACAUAAAGCUUCAUCUAGAUUUUCCUUUCUACAUGGAUGCAGUGACGCGGUCUGCCUCGAUUGAUUGAAAAUGUCUUGUCCUUUGGUUUAGACGGGCAUUCGUCAUGCAUGUCAGUUCUUCCGUUAUUUGCUGCAUACUUUAAGAUUAAUACGUAUGAAAACACAUUCAAUUGUAUGAUUCAAUCAACAUCUUUGUUCAGCUUCUGCUCUGCUAGGAAACGAGGAGAUAAUUCGAUGUAAUCACUGCUUAAUGAAGCCUUAUAUUAAUAUAUGUAUACAGCAAUGUUUACCCGAGGGCCGUGCAAUUAUUUGCAUUAUUGUAUUUCAGCGAAUUGUCUGCCGUUCUCGAAAAUUGAGACAUUUGGUAUGGAUAAGUAAUGAACUAUUGUGUGAAAAUUAUAUUGUAUUAUUAUCCUGUUGUUUCUGCUUUUGAAGGUGUGAUAACAUUUGACCGUUAUUUUCAUAGAUGAUAAUAUGGAGGUUUUGUUAUUGUACGGGGGUAACAAGAUGUCAAUAAACACUACUCGCGAGGCAUGAUUCUUAUGCGAAACUAGAUUGAAAUAAGGGACAUACAAAUAUAAAACAAUAGAAAAAAAUCAACAUAUAUUUAAUCCACCUGGCUUAAAAAAAGAUUGAAUGAAGAGUGCGUGUCGAAACAAGAUCAUGGAAUAUCACUACGGAGCACGCGAAACAAUUCCUAACCGUAUUAUAGCAUCUGAAGAAAAUACUCUAUAUAAAAAAUAGUCUCAAGAUAACGUGGGUUGUCAUGAAGAAAUCAAUUUAUUACUUAGGAAGGUAAUUUUCGCCAGAGAUUUAAUCCCUUUUAACAGGUUUACGUAGAUUGAAACACCCCCAUACGGAUUUCAGUAUCGUCAUGCUUACUAAGAAGCACUGUUAAGUACCUGUGCAAAUUAAAUUAGGUUCGUUACUGCACGUAAACAGUGUAUUCCAACCAUGCAGAGGUAAACACACUAUUGGUUGGAGGUAUGAUGUUCUUGCUUCAGGCGUCUGUUCUAAUUUCGAUGCCAAACAAUAAUAG